This is a messenger RNA of Penicillium psychrosexuale, 1491 nucleotides long. It is a transcript of the gene hxkB, whose product is annotated as putative hexokinase. The record is from RefSeq and is a predicted model, not a curated record. Gene Ontology annotation, cellular component: cytosol; mitochondrion. Gene Ontology annotation, molecular function: glucokinase activity; fructokinase activity; ATP binding. The coding region runs from base 1 to 1491 and encodes 496 amino acids. The transcript has 3 exons. Lineage: Eukaryota; Fungi; Ascomycota; Eurotiomycetes; Eurotiales; Aspergillaceae. Gene Ontology annotation, biological process: glucose 6-phosphate metabolic process; intracellular glucose homeostasis; glycolytic process.
AUGCAAGGGUUUCGCUACCGCCCAGAACUUGUGAAAGAUCUUCCCGAAGAGUUCACUAAAGAGCUCAAGCAAUAUGAAGAUUGGUUCAUGCUCGAUGCGCCCAAGUUGAAGAUGAUCACAGAUCAUUUUGCCCAGGAGCUGGAGAAAGGUCUGAGCGUGGAGGGUGGGUCUAUUCCUAUGAAUAUCACGUGGAUCAUGAGAUACCCAACGGGCCAGGAGAAGGGACGCAUUCUCACCGUUGACCUGGGAGGAACCAAUAUCCGUAUAUGCGAUAUCUGUUUUUCCACGGGGAAGAGAGACUUCGAGCAACGUCAGAGGAAAUACAAGCUUCCGGAUGAAGUCAAAAAGACCACGAAAGAAGCCCUGUGGGGUUUUAUUGCGGAGCGAAUCCAACUUUUUCUCGACGAAAGUCGCUGUGAAAUUGAGAGUGCUAGCAGUGCUCCCAGUGCUCCCAGUGCUGCCCGUGCUGCCAGUGCUGCCAGUGCUUCAAGCCCACUAUCGAUGGCGUUCACAUUCUCAUUUCCAGUGGAGCAAAAGUCCAUCCGCAGUGGUAUUCUGCAGCGCUGGACCAAAGACUUUGAUAUUCCCGGAGUGGUAGGGCACGAUGUAGUACCGCAGCUGGAAGAAGAACUUGCAAAGAGGAACGUCCCAGUGAAAGUGGUUGCCCUGGUCAACGACACAGUGGGGACCCUUAUCGCAUCAUCUUACCGGGAUCCGCAGAUAAAAAUGGGCAGCACUUUCAGUACUGGCUGCAAUGCAGCGUACAUGGAAGAAUGCCGGUUGAUCCCCAAGUUUCAUGAUUCAGGACUACCCGAAGAUGCAACUGUAAUCAUCAACACCGAGUACGGCUCCUUUGAUAACGAGCGCAAGGUGCUACCCUUGACUCCAUUUGACCGCCAAAUCGACGAUGAGUCUGCCCAUCCAGGCAGGCAGAUCUAUGAGAAGAUGGUGGCUGGGUUGUACAUCGGAGAGAUGCUGCGCCUGGUAAUGCUGAAAAUGCACGACAAAGGUAUACUCUUCAAGGGCCAAAAUGUCUCACGUCUUCAGACUGCGAACUCAUUGGAGACAUCGUUUCUGUCAACUGUCGAGAAGGACAUGUCGGAAAGUCUGACCGAUAUGAAAGAGGAGUUCAGAAAGUGCCUCAAUUUAGAACUCUCAUUGGAUGAGCUGAAGGCGUGCCGUUGGCUUGUCGGCCUGGUCGCGACGCGUUCAGCGCGUCUAUACGCGUGUGGGAUUGCGGCCAUCUGCAAGAAGAAAGGAAUCCGUCAGUGCCACGUUGGCGUUGAUGGUGCGGUGUUCAAUAAAUAUAGUAUGUUGAAGGGACGGGCAAGCCAGGGUCUUCGUGAUAUUUUCGACUGGGAGCCAGACAGAUUGGACCUGAUUUCUCUGAACCCGGCCGAGUAUGGGUCUGGAAUAGGAGCAGCUCUGGUUGCAAGUUUGGCUGUUGACCCGGGUGAACUAGAAGAGUGUGGCACAGAGGAAUAUUUGUAA